CUGGACGAAGGCAACCUCGUCAGGCACUUGGCACGGUUCUGCGGUCCCGACCAGGCCUACGGCGGACUGCUAACUUCGCAGGCCACUGCCCGCCAGCGCCGACGCGCUGCCGGGCACCCGGCACAGCCUGCUGACGCCGGGACCCAGGAAGCCGCCGCUAUCCAAGGGGUCCAGAUGGAGCUGCGCGGUCAUGCGACAACGGGACAGGCGGUUCAUGAUACCCGUGCGGCACCGCGCGGCCAAAAGCGGAACGCUCACGAAGCCGCACCGACCACAACGCCUCCUCCCACGGCCCCCCCGACCAGGACUGCUGCUGCUGCUGCACCCUCGGCUGCCGGACAGUUGGCCCUCCCACCGCAGGCUCGGCCACGCUUCGCCGCCCUGACAAACACAGCUGCUGCUGCUGCACCCUCAGCUGCUGCGCCGUCGGGCGCCCCUCCCACCGCGCUCACGCCUGCCACCACCGC
This is a messenger RNA of Astrephomene gubernaculifera, 467 nucleotides long. The record is from the annotation of a GenBank genome assembly. Lineage: Eukaryota; Viridiplantae; Chlorophyta; Chlorophyceae; Chlamydomonadales; Astrephomenaceae.